AUAUAGAUUAAUAAAACACCAGAAAAGCAAAUCAUAAUUAUAAUCAUAAAUGAUUUAUAACAAAUAGUUGAUUUGAAUUUGUUACCAAAUAUAUAUAUAUAUAUAUACAUAUGUGUAAUGUAUUAUGAUGAAAAUGGUCAUUACUAAUAAUGAUAUGCUUAUUUACAAAAUUUAAUGAUUAUUUGUUACUACAAACGUUACUGAUUUAAAACAAAAUAUUACAAACUACAAAUUGUGUCUCGUUUUUUUUCUUCUUACAAAUAUAUUCAAGAUAAGGAAAUAUAAAGAUAGAUAUAUAUAAUAUAAUCAAUAAUUAGAAAGAUUACAGAAUGAAAUUGAAAAGUCCUUCAACAAGUUACAUCUCUAAUGAUCCAAUAGUAAUAGAGACAUUGAAAACAGCACAAGAAUUAAAUUUGGACAUGAAUUCAAAAAAACAUAAUAGUCAUUCAAAUAAAUUAUCCUUUUUUAUACAUAAAAAUUCUAGUAAUAAACCAUCAUCAACAAGAAAAUAUUCUUUGUCAAUACCAUCAAAGUUAAAUGAUACAACGGGUCAAAAUAUUUCAAAAAAUUUGGAUACAUCACAAAAUCAUCAACAAGCUGAAGUUGUAUCCAACGCUUUCAAUGCUUACUAAGUGUAAAGUAGCCAGCAAUUUCAAACAUUUAUCUGUCCGUUUACUGGUUGAGUAUCAUAUAUUAAAGUGUAGUUCUCAUUGAAGUUUUCGGAUGGGUUCAAUGAGAUGAUGUAUCGACACACUGCUGGUAGUAAUAUAUUUUACUAAGUGUUUGGCGAAUGAGUGAGAGUCAAGUUCUGGAUAAAAUGAAAGAGAAGAAAAAGUUCUCUUUUCGGAAGCUGAUUGGUAAAUUUGAAGAAUCAUCAAAAUCACAUAUAAAUGAAAUGUUAAAUAAAUCUCAUUCCGAUAUACAAAUUGAUUUAAAUAAUCAACAAAUGGAAAGUGAACUAGAAUUUGCACAUAAAUUAAUGAACUCACCAGAAGAAAUGGGUUUAAGUUUAGAGGGCAGAGAUAAUGAAAUUGAAUGUUAUGUACAAACAAUAUGUGAACCAUGUACAUUAAGUAAAAAUGCAAUAAAUUUUGAUCGUUUACUACGUCGUAUUGAUACAACUAAUGCACGUGUAACAACAUUGAUCAAUUUAUGCACUACAGCUAUUUUAGCCUCAGAUAAAACUGCUAUUAAUUUUCUAGUGAAUAGUUUAAAACGUAUGCGACGCAAACAAAAUUUAUUAAUUAAUGAAGCAGAUGAUACAAUGUUGACAUUUUUAAAAGAUCCCCUGAUUUUAUUACGUUCAAAGAAGAAAAAAGUUGGUAAAAAUGAAAGUGGUGUUAAAUUCAGUAUUCAUUAUCCUGAAGAUGAUGACGAUGAUGAUAAUGACGAUGAAGAUGAUGAUGGUGAUGAUGUAGAAAACGAUAUCGAUAGUAACGGUGAUGUACGAGAAAGUAAUAUUGAAAAUAAAUGUGAAAAUAGUAAAAAAAAUGAGGAGACACAAAUUCGUUGGGAAAUGAGUAGUAAUCAACUAAGUACUGAUUAUUCUACAAGUGAUAGUGAUAAUGAUGGUCCAACGCCUGAAUUUGUUUUAAAUUUAUCAAAACAAAUACGUAAAACAGAAGGUACACGAUUAAAACAAAAUUUACGUUUAAUCAGUCGUAAAAAAUCAUCAAAUCUAGAAAGUAAAAAAGCAUCAUAUAAUGUUCCACCACCUUUGAAUCCACUUGGACAUAAUCGUAAUGAUUUAUUACGUUCACAUGCUACAGUAGCAAGUGGUCUUUGUCAACAAAGUCAUAAAAUAUCAUCAUCAUCAUCAUCAUCAUCUAUGUUAUCAACAAAUGGAUUAUAUAAUACUGAUACAAAAUAUACACCAACAUUACCAUUUAAUUUAUUAAGUUUAACUGGACAAUUAUCAUGGUUAAUAUCAGAAUAUAUUGAACGUGGUAGUUCAACAUAUAAAUGGGCAACAGAAUUAAUUAAUUCAAUUAGUAAAAUGUCUGUUACACGAUCUACAUGGUUAAAUGUACAUCAACAAUUAAGAGAAACAACUGAAUUAUUAUAUUCCCAUCGUGAUGAACAAUUAAAAUUAUAUUAUUCAAUUAAUGAAACACCACAAGGUGAAAUAGCAUGGAAUAAAUUACAAAUAAUACAUCAAAAUUUAUUAAAUAAUGAUUUAAAUACUACUACAAUUACAUCAAAUAAUUUAAAAGUAAUAUGUCAAUCAUCAAAACAAUUAAAUAAUAAUAAUAAUAAUGAAAGAAAAUUAGUACAAUUAUCUUGUUUAUUAGAAAAAAAAUUACAUUUAGCUUAUUUAUGUGAUUUAUUAUUAUGGAAAGCGCAUAAAAUAAUUUUAACUCAAUUAAAUUAUACAAAUGAAGAUAUAAUAAAAUGUCAAUCAAUGGAUUUUCAAAUACGUUUAUUUGAAUUACAAUUAGAUCAAUUAAAUGGACAAAAUUGGUCAAUAAAUUUAAUGAAUUAUAUGUUAUGUUGGAUCAAUAAUAUAUGUGAAUGGAAAAAUCAAUUUAAUUUAAAUUCAUCUGAUAUUGAUUAUUUUAUAUGGAAUGAAUUUUAUGUAUUUAAAAAUUCCAUUGAUAAUUUAUUUAAUUUAGUUCAAUCAUUAAAUAGUUGUAAAUUAAUAAGAUCAGCAUUAAAUGAACAAAAUAAUAAUCAUAUUAAUAAUAUGAAUCAUUCUAUAUAUAAUUAUCAUUUAAGUAAUAGUUUAAGUUAUAUUAAUUUAGAUGAUAAUCAAAGUAGAAUAUCAUCAUUAGAUGGAUUAUCUAAAAUACAAUCAAAUAAUCGUUUAACACAUAAUAAUUAUCAUCCACAUCAAUCACAUCAUAGUCAAGGUGAUUUUCGUAUAUUAGAUGCUGAACGUUGUUCAAGAUCUUAUUCACAAUUAGUUAGACAAAUACAAGAGAAUGCUAUGAAUAAUAGACCAUUAGCUUAUUUUGCUGAACGUGCUUUAUAUGAUAUUGCAAUAGAAUUAGGUUGUACAGUAAAUUGGGAUGAAAGAUUUGAUAGUUUAAGUAAAGAAUUAAAAAAUGCAUGGCAAGAAUGGGAAUUAAUUAUACGUGAAAAAAUAGAUCGUGAUUUCUAGUCGUUUAUCAUUUACUUUUUUUUUUGUCAUAUUUUCAAUUUAUUACUAAGUGAGAAAAACUCAACACAGAAUGAAUCAAGAAAUAAAAAAAUUUAAAAAAAAACAACAGAAAAUAUUUAAAAAAAAAAGGAGAAAUCAGAUCGAAUAGUAUUUUUGCACUCCCCUCUCAUAUUCAUCUUUUAUUAUUUUUCUCUUUUGAAAAAUGUACAUUUUUGAAGAAAAAGAAAAUAACUAAACGGCAGUUAUAACUAUUUUUUUUAAAAUAACAACAAUAACAAUAACAAAGAUUCGAUCAUUUGUACUAUUGAAAUAAAAAUAUAAAAAAUAAAAUGUUGUUUACAUUCUUCAUUCACUCACACACACACUCUCUCUCUCUCUUUCUCGCUCCUUCCCUUCAUUUGUCUAUUUCAUGAUCGAUCGUCAUUUAAAAGUUUAAAUAUUCUGCUGACAUAAUACUGCAGAUUAUUAUUAUUAUUAUUAAUCUUUUGAUCUUAUUUAUAUUAAAGUUGACUUCAUUACUCUUUAUGAUUUGAUCCUUUUUUUUUACGAAAAAAAAAAUGUUUUUUUUUUACAUAUUUACGGAUGUUUUUUUUCUUCCUAUUUUGAGUGUGUAUUUUAUUAUUAUCACAUUGAAUUGUUAAUCAACAUAAGUAAAAAAAAAAAAGAAAAACUAAUGUGACAUUGAAAUUUCUCAUUUAUUUAAUUUACAUAUUAUCAGUGUUAAAAUUACAUAUUUAAAUGUUUAAUUAUGUAAAAAAAAUGGUAUUUUCAAUUAAUCAUAUAAGAUUUAUAAAACUA
Messenger RNA from Schistosoma margrebowiei, 3898 nucleotides. Lineage: Eukaryota; Metazoa; Platyhelminthes; Trematoda; Strigeidida; Schistosomatidae. The record is from the annotation of a GenBank genome assembly.